Messenger RNA from Marchantia polymorpha subsp. ruderalis, 2818 nucleotides. The record is from the annotation of a GenBank genome assembly. NCBI's taxonomy places the organism in Eukaryota, Viridiplantae, Streptophyta, Marchantiopsida, Marchantiales, Marchantiaceae.
ACAUGCUUGCACACAUUGUGCAUUGAAUCAGAAUGGCACACGGCUCGAACUGCACACUUCACCCGCCGCAGUUCGAUGGAGGGGCCGUUCGGCCUCGUGUCCUCGCGCUGUCUCCCCAAAUGGCAAUGGUCGGUCUUCUUCGUGAGCUACUUGUCGAGCGCGUCGUCGACCUGUGGAGCUUUUGCACACAAGGCUCGAUCGAAUGGAGCGACGGAGAUCGUCAGCGCGAGUCUCGUGGAUCGGAGCAAGCAGGAGAGCGCUGAGCCUCUGCAGCCUCUACAGGGCGGAGGGCAAGGGUGCGCUCAUCGUGCAUCGAACGCGGUCGAAUGUCGACGAGGGGUCAAUUUCUCCGUCGAAGACAGCCCCAAGCACGGCCGCAAAGGGCUUCUGCGACGACGCCGCAAAGGACCCGCUCACGGCAAGAAGCCGGACCCCCACCAUGACGACGACAGACGCCACGUCGAUAACGCGGUGGAUAACGCGGACGACCACGACCACGACGGGACGGCACCGGCGAGGUGCUUACCCAGUUUGAGGCACUACUGCGAGUCGCUGGUACGAUCCAAAGACUCGAGCCGACCUCGAGGCAAGCUGGACCUGAUGUCGUUCCGCGGGAAGUGGAGCGCGCCCGACGGCCCCGACGACGCCAAGGCCGGGCUGCGGAAGGACGCCCAUCAAAGAAGCCACGACGCCCAAGCCCAGGCGCACGAGAGAGACGGCAAGAAAGCCCAGUCUCGCAGUCGCAGUCGCAGUCCGGGGUCGCCUCACCGGAAGAACACGAAGCCGGCGACCCCGCCCCCUCUCGGGACUGCCGCGCUUAAGAGCUUGACCCCCGAAGGAGCCGGGAGUAGAUCCCGCUCUCGCUCUCCAGCCCGCUCCCGCUCCCGCAGCCCCCCCGCGGCCGCGAUGUGGGCAGAAGAGACCUGCUUCGACGGGAAAUGGAGCCGGCCCAGCCCCAGCCCUCCGAGCAGCCGGCGUCUGAGCCCGCCGGGGCCACGGAGCCGGCCGGACAGCCGCAGUCCCAGUCCCUCGAAGCCGAGAGCGGGCCACGGGCUGCCGAGCCUAAAGAAGCCGGCGAAAGACGCACCUCGACCACGGCACCAGCUUUCCACGCGGUCCUUUGCGAGGCGAUUCGAGAGCCCCCUCCGUAGUAGCACCAGAAAGAGCCCACCGCCGGCGCCGCUACCGAGUUGCGACGAAUCGCGGCCGAGUGCUGUUCGACGUUGUAGCGACGGUAGUGCUAGCGUCCCCGCGAUCAGCAAGAGGUCGGGAGUUUCCGCCCGGCCUUCCGACAGGCCCGUCUUUCGAUCGUCGACUCGAGAUCCGAUUAGGCCCCGACGGCGACCGGGUCCCUUCAAGGCUCAGGCUCAGGCCCAGGCCCGAAGCUUAGGCUCGCCGAGUCGGGCCCAAACUAAACCUUCCAACGAAGUGAGUAUAUCUCUGGGUGGGGCACUGGCGGUGCAGAUGGCUAGUUCCCCCAACUACCUGGUUAGCACUCCGGUUACCGCCCACAUCAGGCUGGCGGACACGAUCGGAGCUGCCCAGACCAAGAAGCCGAUCGCCAGCGACGUCGCGGAGGUCGCAAGCCCCCAGAGUGCCGCCCCGGGCAGGCCUACGGCGCCUGCGACGUCCCACAUUAAGCUCGUCGAUCCCACAGGGACUGACCGGCCAGCCCCGGAAGCUGAACAGCCUCAGCCUGAGCUUGAGCCCAAGCCCUCAGCUGAACAGCCUGAGCCCCAGCCUGAGCUUGAGUCCAAGCCCUCAGCUGAACCGCCUGAGCCUCAGCCUGAGCCUGAGCCGAAGCCGAAGCCGAAGCCCUCAGCUGGGGUUGCCAGCCUCGAGCCCCAGCGCAAGCCCAAGCUCAAGCCGAAGCCCUCAGCUGCGGUUGCCAGCCUCGAGCCCCCGACGUCUCUGCGGGCUUUGACAGCUCCAGAGGACGCUGCGCGAGGAGAAGAUCCGGCCGGAGGGAUGUCGUCAGCCCCUGCUGACGCGGUUGGGGCAGACCGAGGGGUAGACCGAGGGGUAGACGUACCCGAGAGUCCUCCGGACACGGGAAGCAAGCAGCGAGUCGAUACGAUGGCCAGCGACGUCCUGCGGCUGUUGAAGCAGCAGCCUCAGCCUCGAGGACCGGUCCGCAGGAGGGCUUACGAGGUUGCCAUCCCUGCAGGCGUUUGGAAGCUGAAUUUCAUCCCCAAUCCACCAUCGCCCGAUGCAGCCGCCUUGUCCUCCAGAGCCUCUUCCAUGUCUUCUGCCAGCAGUCGGCGCUACAGUCGCGGUUGUUUCUAGUGUUUGAAGCCACCCACUGGUUGCUGUCAUUGCUGUCUCACACCCCAUGCAACGUCCAAUCAUGGUUUCUUCGGCACAUCCAUCUUCCACAGGCCAAUGCCAUCGGACCCGUUUCUGUCGUCCAACAUGGGGAAUCCUGAAAAAUUGUCUUUCCAGGCGGAGCUUUGGGGCCUGGUGGAUUGAUCAAGGUCACAUAAAUUCGAUCACCUCUCCGUUCAGAUUUAAAACCUUAGCAGGCACGAGAACAACGUUGUAUGGAAAUCACCUGAAUUUGUCAGUUUGCUCAUGAUCGAGGAGUUCACUUUCGGCACGUUUUGGAUGAAAAAUUGGUAAUUAACGAAAGGGAGGAUUGGCAUUCAUCUUCCAAUUCGGAGAAAGCUGCUACGUCCAAAUUUGACAAAAUCAAUUCAUUUCCAUUUCACGUGCUUACUAACACGACCUUGUGUCAAAGACAAUGGAAGAGUGUAAAAUAACAAAGAGUGUCGGAAGACCCAUUAAUCCAGACGACAUGGUUACCAUCGUUUUUCCAGAC